AGCAAUAUUGAUAGCAAUUAAAUUCAGACGGCAGGUAUGAUGUUACAUCCUGCAGCAGGGACCAACAACAUUUGUCUUGUUACUGAUUCAUACAAGGUUACACACUAUCGUCAGUACCCUCCGAAUACUACACUAGUAUAUUCGUACUUUGAGAGCAGAGGUGGGAAAUAUCCAACAACAACAUUCUUUGGUCUGCAAUAUUUGUUAAAACGUUUCCUAACAGGUCAGGUCGUAACAAAAGAGAAAAUAGAAGAAGCUAAGGAUAUAUGUAACAGUCAUUUUGGUCUCGAUAUAUUUAAUGAAGAAGGAUGGAAUUAUAUUUUAGAGAAACAUAAUGGUUAUCUCCCUUUGUUAAUAAAAGCUGUGCCAGAAGGACUAAAUAUACAAACCAAAAAUGUGUUGUUUACUGUGGAAAAUACAGAUCCAAAUUGUUUUUGGUUAACUAAUUAUUUUGAGUCAUACUUAGUUCAAGCAUGGUAUCCCAUGACCGUAGCAACAAGUUCUCUAUAUCAAAAAGAUCUGAUUACUAAAUACAUGAGAGAAACCGCUGAUAACCUAGAUGGCUUACCAUUUAAAUUAUCGGACUUCGGCUUCAGAGGAUCAUCCUCAUUCGAGACAGCUGGUAUUGGAGGCUGUGCACAUUUGGUGCAUUUCCUAGGGUCUGAUACACUUUGUGCUUUGAUGACAGCAAGAAUCUACUAUGGGUGUGACAUGGCGGGGUUUUCUGUACCUGCUGCAGAGCACAGUACAAUAACAACAUGGGGAAAAGAUGGCGAAACAGAUGCGUUUAGGAAUAUGUUAAAACAAUUCCCAGAAGGGAUAGUAUCGUGUGUUGGUGACAGUUAUGAUAUGUGGAGAGUUUGUGACAAAGUUUGGGGACAGGAACUAAAAGAUCUAGUAGAAGCAAGAGAGGAAGGGACAUUAGUGGUUCGUCCUGAUAGUGGUUAUCCUCCAGAUGUUGUUGUAAAGGUGUUGGAUAUUUUAGGGAAAUAUUACAAUACAACAAUAAAUACAAAGGGAUUCAAACUAUUACCUCCAUAUUUAAGAGUCAUUCAAGCAGAUGGGGUCAGCUAUGAAACAUUAGGUGCAGUUUUAGAAAACAUGAAGAAAAAUAGAUGGAGCGCAGACAACGUAGUGUUUGGGAGUGGUGGUGCUCUCUUGCAACAAGUAGACAGGGAUACUCAGAAAUGUGCUUUCAAAUGUAGUUUUGCUGUUGUAAAUGGAGAAGAGAGAAAUGUUUUCAAAAAUCCAGUUGAUGAUACUGGUAAAACGAGUAAAAAGGGUCGUCUUACUCUUAAAUAUGAAAAUGGAAAAUAUAAAACAAUAGAAGAAGGUAAAGGCGACAUUAGCAAGGACAUUCUUGUUCCAGUUUUUAAAAAUGGUGUUAUUUUGAAAGAUUACACUUUAGACGAAAUCCGGAAGAAUGCUGUGCUAUAACUUAGUCCUCCUGGAUAGAUUGUUUAUGAUAUAUUUUGUUUGUCUUUACAUUAUUUACUUUAGAAAAUGAAAUGCUUUGCGUAUAUUUCUUCUAAUUUAAAUGUACGUCUUUGUUUUUGAUAAAUAUUUAACAGAUUAACGCUUAAUUAAGGCAACAGAAGUAUACUGCUGUUCAAAAGUCAUAAAUCGAUUAAGAGAAAACAAAUCCGGGUUGGAAACUAAAACCGAGGGAAACACAUCAACUAUAAGAGGAAAACAUCGGAACUGCAACAAAAACAAACGCCAACAUACACAGAAACGGAUUAUCUGAUAACAACUGCCAUAUUCCUGACUUGAUACAGGACAUUUGAAGAAAAAAUGGUGGGUUGAACCUGGUUUUA
This is a messenger RNA of Mytilus californianus (California mussel), 1817 nucleotides long. Its product is annotated as nicotinamide phosphoribosyltransferase-like. Gene Ontology annotation, biological process: NAD+ biosynthetic process. Gene Ontology annotation, molecular function: nicotinamide phosphoribosyltransferase activity. The record is from RefSeq and is a predicted model, not a curated record. NCBI's taxonomy places the organism in Eukaryota, Metazoa, Mollusca, Bivalvia, Mytilida, Mytilidae.